Messenger RNA from Daldinia caldariorum, 1347 nucleotides. RefSeq lists its product as uncharacterized. The coding region runs from base 1 to 1347 and encodes 448 amino acids. NCBI's taxonomy places the organism in Eukaryota, Fungi, Ascomycota, Sordariomycetes, Xylariales, Hypoxylaceae. Gene Ontology annotation, biological process: proteasome assembly. The record is from RefSeq and is a predicted model, not a curated record. Gene Ontology annotation, molecular function: proteasome binding. The transcript has a single exon.
AUGCUCGCCCCGCUAGGUGGAGGCGGCAUAUUGGCGCCCGCCGCGCUGCGGGUCGUCCGUACUGCCGCUCUCAAGGCAGCCACGAUGAUCCGGGCCAAGAUCGCGGCAGCGGCUCGCCCGGCUAACACCGCCCUCGAACCCGUCCUCGUACGCUCCAACCCCAACCCUCGCCAGCCUAUUCAUCCCUCCGCGUUCCUGCGACAGCAGAAGUCUCGACGAUGGCACUCGACGACGACGACGACGACGACGAAGACCUCGGUUACGUACAAGACCAUCAACGCUGCGAUCCGCCGCUUCAUGAGCACUGGCCGGCUUGACGCCGCGCCCCGGGUCGACCGGUCCAAGUUCUUCAACACGCAGACCGGCCGUGCCGUUGCUCAGAUGACCGGUCGCGCACCCUUCGCGAGUACCCUACGACCGAACCUUACCGGAGGAGCCCUCCCUCGUACCGCCGGCGGCUACGGCCUCGGGUCUGGACGUGUGGGUGGUGCUCGCUACUUCUCCCACGCACCCGCCGCCCAAGCCCAGGUGAUCCAGAAUGUUUCAGCUGCGGUCAGGGCGUUUUGGAUCUCGGGCCAGAAGGCACAGUUCGACGGGCUUACCGCCCGCCGCGAGAGGAAAUACCGCGCGGUCUCCACUCUACAAGAUGAGGCCGCCCGUAAGAUGGCUACCACGAAGCGCGACGCUCCAGGCUCUUUCAUCGACUUCCACCUAAGCCCUACCGUCACCGCCCUCAGCCCCCUCGCUGCUGCGUUCCCCUACCCCUCCGCCGGCUUCAAGGUCCCCGCCCUCGACGCCACAACCCUCAACACCGACGGCUUCCUCGAUGUCUUGUCGGUCGACUUCGCCCGCGCCUUGAAAGACCUCACCUCGACCUUGGCGGAUAUCAAGAAACUCUCAUCGCUAGGUGACCUUCCAAUACAGCUCGAGAAGAGACAUACAUUGCGGGUCCGCUUUCCCGGCGUCGAUGCCGAGACAGUGGAGUCCUUAUGUGAUGACCUCGGGUUAACCAGGGGUGUCGUCAGAGAGGACCUAGAUUUCGCGGCCGAAACGGGUGUCUCGAUGGCGCUAAAGUUUCCUUUCGCACCAGGUAUCGAAAGCGAUGGUACAAGAACCCUCACUUCUCCCGGCGGCUCGUUAAGGUCUCAGGGAAGCUUCUUCCCCGCGGAAGAAGACUUCAGCGAGAUGGAAGAUAACCCAUGGUUGUCUUUGCCCGACGACCUAGAAGGCUACGAAAGUAUGUCACCGCCGGUCAGUUCGGGUGAACAUUGCUCAGAAGACUUCGAGGGUCUCGAAGGGAUCUACCGCUUCUUAGAGGAGUGUGAUCGUGCUCAUGAAAGAUUUUAA